Molecule: messenger RNA, 892 nt
Organism: Aplosporella prunicola CBS 121167
Lineage: Eukaryota; Fungi; Ascomycota; Dothideomycetes; Botryosphaeriales; Aplosporellaceae
Exons: 4
Coding region: 166-849 (227 amino acids)
Biological process (GO): late endosome to vacuole transport via multivesicular body sorting pathway; vesicle budding from membrane
Cellular component (GO): ESCRT III complex; multivesicular body; cytoplasmic side of plasma membrane
Source: RefSeq, a predicted model, not a curated record
ACGCACGCACGCACACCACCGCCAACGACAACGACGACAGCAGCACCAGAGCGGCCCUCUUGUAGCUUGCUUCCCCUUGCUCCUCACACACGACGUCCCCGCCCACCACUUUCACUCCACCUAGCCCGCUCCGCGCACUCCCCCACCGAGGACGCAGCAGCGACCAUGUCAGGCUGGGGGCUGGGCUGGUUCGGCGGCGGCGCGGCCAAGAAGAAGGAUUCGGCCAAGAACGCCAUCCUGCAGCUGCGCGCCCAGCUGGAGAUGCUGUCGAAGCGCGAGAAGCACCUGCAGCAUCAGAUGGAUGAGCAGGACGCCAUCGCCCGCAAGAACGUCAGCGCCAAUAAAAACGUGGCAAAGGCGGCGCUCCGGCGCAAGAAGCAGUUUGAGCACUCGCUCGAGCAGACGUCGUCCCAGAUCAUGACUCUGGAGCGCGAGAUCUACAGCAUCGAGACGGCCAACAUCAACAAGGAGACGCUGGACGCCAUGAAGAAUGCCGGCGCCGCCAUGAAGCAGAUCCAUGCCGGCUUGACCAUCGACAAGGUCGACCAGACUAUGGAAGAACUGCGCGACCAGCACGCCAUCGGCGAGGAAAUCUCAGAAGCCAUCGGCCAGCCCAUGGGCAACCAGGCACUGGACGAGGACGAGCUGGACGAGGAGCUGGCCGAGCUGCAGCAGGAGGAGCUCGACAACAAGAUGCUCGAGACGGGCAACGUGCCCGUCUCGGACAAGGUGCAUCGGUUACCGGCCGCUGCGCAGGGCGAGCUCAGGGGCAAGGCGCCCGCGAAAGCAGACGAAGAAGAGGACGAGGAGGAGGAGCUGCGGAAGCUGCAGGCCGAGAUGGCCAUGUAAUGUGGCUGAUGUGGUUGGUGUGGGUGGGCGGGUAGGUUUAGUA